This is a messenger RNA of Linum tenue, 3349 nucleotides long. The record is from the annotation of a GenBank genome assembly. NCBI's taxonomy places the organism in Eukaryota, Viridiplantae, Streptophyta, Magnoliopsida, Malpighiales, Linaceae.
UGGGAUUUUUUCCAAGAAAAUUGGGCUGCCAAACAAGGCCUUAGGUGUGAGGAAAUUUUGUUGAGAGCACUGUAGCAGGAACCACAGAACUACAUAGCGAUUGCACGCUCAGUUCAUUUCCCUUCAUCUUCCAUGCAAGAGACCCCGAUUGCGUUUGCCCUCGCCGCCAUUGAUGAAAUCCCAGCUCGCUCUCUUAUCAAUUCAAGCUCAGCCACUCUCAUCCGUCUUAACUCUUAACCUUCCCUGGUAAGAGGAUACUGCGGGCAUUGAAAAAGAGAAAUCAGGCGGGCGAUCCAAUGCUGGAUUCUAAGGACUUCACAUGGCGAAUCGCAAAUUUCUCGAAGCUGGAAGAGGAGAUCUAUUCCGAUGCAUUUGUCGCCGGCGGUUACAGAUGGAGAGUGCUCUGCUUUCCAAAAGGAAAUGAAGUUGACUUCCUUUCCCUGUAUCUGGAUUUUGCUGACUGGGAAACGAUGCCUGCUGGAUGGAGUAAGUACGUGGAGUUCAGCAUUACUAUUGUCAACCAAGUCAAUGGCCGCCUCUCCAGAAAGUUCUGUUCCAAACAUGUUUUCAAGGAACAAGAGGAGGAUUGGGGAUUCACAUCUUUUAUUCGCCUCGAUGAGCUUCACAGUCGUCGUAAAGGAUUCCUUGUGGAUGAUACCCUAGUGAUCAAAGCUCGAGUCACCAUGGAAGCAGAGGUACCAAAAUCUGCAGGUGGUCCAGAAGUCGCUGAGCCUGAAUCGGAAAAUGAAUCUAAAGGUGUUCCAUCUACGCCACCAUUAUCCAGAAACAAGGUUGCUCGAACCAGCACCAUCACAAGUCCAUGCUCAUCAAUUGUGAAGUUAACUUCAAAGAACCUGAUAGCAGAACUUUCAACUAUGACAAGUAGUGGGGAAUUGACAUCUUCAGUUAAUGGAAUCCCGGGUUCAAAUGCAGAACACACUGUGUCAGGUUUAGUCCAGCAACAACUAGAAAAACUGAACGAGUUCUUCGGAAUGUCACUCGAGGCUAUCAGUGAGGCCAAUUCCUUUGACCAAGUUCAGCAAGUUGUCCUGAAAUUUGCUGAGCACAAUUCUGAUCCGAUCAAGAAGAUGGUGCUUAAGGACUUAGUAUCACGCCUUGUAGAGUUUAGAGACAGCAUCCCGAGGUCUCUGUCCAUUAUUGAAACCUCUAGCGAUGUUGAAAAGUCCACUGUGCAGGCAACAAAGGAGCUGGAGGGAAAGCUAGUUCAGAGGCAGAAACAACUAAAGUUCCUUGAGUCAGAAGUUUCGAGGAUAGAGGAGGAGGAGAUGAAGGUAGAGGCGGAAAUCCAACUGUUGGGGGCUCUCAGAGAAAAGUUAGUUAAUGAGAAGAAUUUGACAGUAGGUGAAAUGGAGGUGGCCAACAGAGAGGCUUCCAAGGAACUAGGUGAACUGAAGGGGAAACAGUUGGAGCGAAAGCAAGCUAGUGAGAACAGGCUGAGAGCUAAGGAAAGACUAGCUCAGUCCAAUGCUAGCUGGAAGCUUUUCAAGGAGAACCUGGGACUGUAAGGGAGAACAUAACUGACUCUUGUAAGAUGAAUGGUAGCAAGAUAAACUAGUUGGACGGCAUUAUGUUAAAAGUCAUCCACUUUUGCUGUCUUUUGUUUCAUGUAUGUACAGGUGGCAAUUCUGACAGAUGUAAAUAUAAACCCACAAGAUAUGCUACCAUUCUACUUCACUUCUGGUGCUGCAUCAGCCUUGUUCACCAUCGCUUCUUCUUCUUCUUCCACCUUCGGCCUUGCAUCCUUCUCCUUGGCAGCUUGUAGUGCUUCAACCAAUUCCUUCAAACACGCAUCUGUUGCAUCUUCAUCGUCCGAUUUUGGCAUCAAAUUCUCUGCAACAUCAGCAGGAGUCAUCUUCGUCUCCCCCAGGAGAACCUCAAUGUCUGCAAACAACUCAUGUGCCUCAAUAUCCAAGUAGUUCCUCGCCAGCAGCUUGAACGCCUCGAAAGAACAGUAAGACAUCUCUAUAUGCUUGUCCAUCCUCCCUCUCCUAAUCAAUGCCGGAUCCAGCUUGUCGACGUAGUUCGUUGUGAACACGAUGAUUCUCUCCCCUGCACAGGCGGACCAUAUCCCGUCGAUGAAGUUCAGUAGACCCGAUAACGUGACCUUGCUGUCGUCGCUCUUCCCCUCCGCAUUCUCCGCGUCCUUUUUAGCUUUGGCCAGAGGUUCUUUCUCGUUCUCUGCUUCAUCUCCAUCCCCCUCCCCGCUCUUUCCCGCUUUCUUCUUGCCCUUACGCUGGCCGGUGAGGUCAAGCGAACAGUCGAUGUCUUCGAUCACGAUUAUCGACUUGCUCGUCGUCUCAAUCAACAGCUUCCUUAGCUCGGAGUUGUCCUUGACCGUCGUCAGCUCCAGAUCGUAUAUGUCGUAGUUCAAGAAAUUGGCCAUGGCGGCAAUCAUGGUGGACUUCCCCGUUCCUGGGGGUCCGUAGAGGAGGUACCUGGCUUCCAAGCUUUGCCGAUCUUGUUGUAGUAGUGUUUCCCCUGACUGAACUUGAUGAGAUCCUUCUUAAUCCCUUCCUUGGCCUGCUCCGCCAUAGCCAGAGUAUCAAAGCAGGCGGGGUGUUCAAAGACGAUAUGGCUCCACUUGGUAGCUUUCCACCCAGACCAAUCCUUGCUGGGAUUGUUGGUGUAGAGCUUCCUCUGCCUUUUCCUGGACGCAAUCGCCUUCCCUUCCUUCAGCACGUGAGCUAUGUAAUCGCUGGUGACGGCUUCGCGGUGGCGCCUGUGGACUGUGAGCGUGAAGUAUCGCUUGUCGGCGGCAGGGUACAGUGACAGCGACUGCGAUUUGCUUAUGGUCAUGCCGGAGGACCACCAAACCUUAACGCCGUCAAAGACGUCGACGACUUCCUCGUGAUCGUCCAUCGAGAGGAGGACGGACUGGGUGCUGUCUUUGACGACGUCGGCUUUCAGGCGCUUCGCGGAGGCAGAGGAAUGGGCGGUGAGGUAGUUCUGGAUGGUGACGUAGGCUUCGCUCCGUUUGAGGCGGUCGGCGGUGAACUCCGGGAAGGUGAUUUGGAUGUAAGGGUAGAAGAUGGCGGUUAGCUUGAGGAUGUAGCGGUCGAGGGAUCCGCGGAGGUUGUAAGGGAGGUACUGCUGGAACAUUGCCCAACCGAACAUUAGGGCGGCCAUUGCUGAGCCUACGUUGCUCAAGAGCUCCAUUGCUGCUACGGGUGGAAGGAUGAGAUGUGGAGAAAUGAAAAUGGAUGCUCAGAAAAACAGAGCUUCCUUUAUAGUUGGUGUUCAGAAUCAGAGCUGACAUUUCGUACAGAGAGGAUUCGUGGGAGUAGCCUGCCAGUGGGGUUGGUGAGUGAUUUCCAGGAAAGAGACGAGG